This is a messenger RNA of Alnus glutinosa, 1943 nucleotides long. RefSeq names its product transcription factor DIVARICATA-like. The record is from RefSeq and is a predicted model, not a curated record. The transcript has 2 exons. Gene Ontology annotation, molecular function: DNA binding. Bases 816 to 1688 code for a protein of 290 amino acids. Lineage: Eukaryota; Viridiplantae; Streptophyta; Magnoliopsida; Fagales; Betulaceae.
ACUAGGCCAGUAGUAGUAGGCCUUAGACUGCCACACUCCACACUCCACACUCAACUUGCCACAUUUCAAGCCUCCUUUUCUCUGUCCGACUCUCCUCUACUUUGAAACCAUCCACAGCCAACCGAAAAAUCUCAACUGGUUCUGAUUCAUAUCUUGGAUUCUCGCUUGCUCGCUUUGGCUCUCCUUUUACCGAUUGUAUAUUUAUAGAUUUGGGUUUCUCUUUCUUCUCCUCAAAGAAACGAAGAGAAAUAAAAAUGGCUUCCCGCUUUUUCUUUCCGGAUUCUGAAGAAUCAAUCUCUUUUAUCAACUGGGUCAUGGUUUGUCCACCUUGUUCCACCAUCUUGUUCUCGGGUUCGUCAUAUUUUUCUCUCUUUUCCUGAUCUUCUAGAGCUUCUUUCGCUCUGUAGUGGCAAUCUGAAUAGCAUAAAACUUCUCACUUUUGAGCUUAAUUACUUCAAAAGUUUUCAACUUCUCUGCUUCAAAUUCCAUCUGGGUUUGGGUUCUCUCUCUCUCUCUCUCUCUAGGGGUUUAUACCAAAGCAACACAAUCAGAAUUCACAUGUUUUUCCAUGAUUCCCUUCGAUUCUUAAAAGGUGGGUCUUUUUAAGAUUCUUUAAUUGAUGCUAUUAAGAAAAGGAGAUUCUUGAUUCCCAGUAAAAGAUUCUGAAUUCAAUGCCUUCUAAAUCAUUGUAAAGAUUACAUUCUCUCUGCCUUCUGUCUCUGUUUCUCUCCUAUAUCUCUCACUUUAAAAGCUUGAUUUCAAUCCUUCUUACAUGAAUUAUCCAGCUAUUGUUGUAUGUUAGUGCGCUAGUAAUUAUGGAAACUCUAUAUCCGGCUUCAUAUAUGUCAAGCUCUCCUUGGCUUGCCCCAGUAAGCCAAAGCACAGAAUGGACUAGAGAAGAGAAUAAGAAGUUUGAGAGUGCUCUGGCUAUAUUCGAUGAGAAAACGCCUGACCGAUGGAUGAAAGUGGCGUCAAUGAUCCCAGGGAAGACGGUGUGGGAUGUGAUUAAGCAGUACCAGGACUUGGAAGAAGAUGUUUGUGACAUAGAAGCAGGGCGGGUUCCAAUUCCCGGCUACCUUACCUCUUCUUUCACAUUGGAGUUGGUGGAUAAUUGCAGCUUCGAUGCCUAUCGAAGAAAGUCUUCAACUGCUCGGGUUCCUGAUCAGGAAAGGAGGAAAGGGGUCCCGUGGACAGAAGAAGAGCACAGGCGGUUUCUGAUGGGGCUCCUAAAGUACGGUAAGGGGGAUUGGAGAAAUAUCUCCCGGAAUUUUGUAAUCUCUAAGACUCCAACUCAAGUGGCAAGUCAUGCUCAGAAGUACUUUCAAAGGCAGCAUUCUGGAGGGAAAGAUAGGAGGAGGCCAAGCAUCCAUGAUAUCACAACUGUCAAUCUCACAGAAACUGCAUCAGAAAAUAAUAAGCCUCACUCAUAUGAUCAGUCUUCUGUGCUGCCACCACAGCAAAAGCCCACAAGCACACCAAGAAUUUCACUCGACUGGAAUCAACCUAAUGAUGAAGCAGUCAUGGUUUUCAACCCGACUCAUGGAAUUGGAAACCUUUUAAUGUCACCUCCAUAUGACUUCAAAGUGCAAGGGCACAAUCUGUUUGGCAGUGCUUAUUAUGGAGCUCAUACCAAACCGCACAACUCAGUGUUUCAAAUCCAAUGCUCAAGACAUCAACAACGUGGAUAAGGCAGCCAUUUUCUUUUUUCUGUACUCAUUGAUUAAAAAGUGCCGAGUCCGAUCAUGUUCAGUAUAAUUUCAAUGUCAGAGCCUUUGUCAUGGUUUUCUGUGUGAUUACAUAAAUGGGGGAUCGAGUUACAUGAUUUCGAAGAAUACAGAAAGAAAAACUCUUAUACUGGUGUCAAUCUUUGAACUGGAAAGCCCUUCAAUUUAUCUGUAUAUUUCCCUUCUCUUGAAUAAUUAAUUCUUUUUCUGGUGUCAGCA